GUCAGCUGUUCGGACUGUAAACAACAAUAAUUGGCAAAUUGGAUGCUUUUGCGUCGAAUAAAUAAUUGGGCUAAUUGGACACAAGGAAGAUCAACACGUAACAAUGUGCACGCUGCACAUUGAGGAGGAGACACAUUUAGCCGUCAUGGGCAGCCGCAAUUUGACACGAACGCCCAGCCCAAUGCCGAUGCAGAGGCCACCAGAUGGAGAACUGACAUUGUUCGACAUUAGCUGGGCCGAUGUUUUGAUACCGAAUAUGUCCGUCUACCUAUCGCUCAAGGAUCUUUUCAAUUUGCGCAGUUGUUCGCGCACAGCGUUGCGCUUUGUGGAAUCAGCGCUGGAGAUGCGCACUGAGCUCCAUUUGUCUGGGAAUAAUACGGAUAAUAUUCAGUUGGGAUUUAAAGUGUUGGCGCGCUGUUGUCGCCGCCUGGAACAGCUGCAUUUGGCCAGCUGCAAAUGGCUAACGGAUGAGCUGCUGCUGCCACUGCUGCAGAACAACAAGCAGCGACUCAGCGCAGUCAAUCUCAACGAGUGCGUCAACAUAACCGCCCUUUCCCUGCAGCCAAUCAUUGUGCAGUGCAAGGAGCUGCGUGUCCUUAAACUAUCCAAAUGCCAGUGGCUGACAACGGGCGCCGUGGAUGCUCUCACACUGCAUCAGAAUAAACUGAUUGAAUUUGACAUAUCGUAUUGUGGCGCCAUCGGCGAACGUUGCCUCAUCAUCUUCUUUCGCAAGCUGAACAAAUUGACUGUUCUAUCGCUGGCUAAUACGCCCAGUGUUACGGAUCAGGUGCUCAUACAGAUUGGCAACUAUUGUCGCGAACUGGAACACAUCAAUCUGAUUGGCUGUGCAGCCAUCUCCGACUACGGGGUUCACGGUCUUGGGGAGCGGUGUAUGCGUUUGCAAUCGCUGCUCAUUCAACGCUGCCAUCGGAUCACGGAGCGCUCGCUGGCGCCAUUGCGUCAGCGGGUGAUGAUUGAUCGGCCACGUCCGCGGCAGGAUGUGCACAAUGCGCACAACUUGAACGAUUUCUAUCCCAGUGAUUUUCUUGUUUACUAGUCGCAUCCACAAUGCUCUCUCUCUCUCUCUCUUCUUUCUCUUUCUUUUCUCUUCUCUUUUCCCUUCUCUGCUGCUUUCGAGUGCAGCGCGCUGACCAACUGCUGUCCACAACUGCAAUCGCUGAUGGUGCAACGUUGUCCUCUGGUCACGGAACGCGUCCUGGCGCCACUGCGCGGACGUCUGCACAUCGAUCGACCGAGCAUGGGCUACAAUAUGCCUGCCAUGCAUCAUCGCCUGUAUCUUCAGGUGUGAAAGCCACACACAACACAAUCACUAAAUAAACCAAAACAAAAAUUACGAUUGAAGCUAUGCUCAACUCUGUCUUGGAAUUAUGGACGCGAUCAAUUUAGUUUAAUAAUAUUGUUCUUAGCUUAAGCUAUAACUUUGUUAACAUUCAUUUAGGCUAUGCAAAAGUAACUAACUAUGCAUAGUAACUAACAUACUCUGGCUGAAAGAACGAAGUUUGUUCAUUGAACUUAAUCAAUCAUAAGUCUAGCUCUGUAUAUAUAUUCUAUAGAUAUAUUCUUGGCAACACACUUAUCCGUCCAUAUCAGACACAGACACUAUACAUUUUAAAUAAAAUUUCCCAUUUUAAAUAAAAUUUCCCAUUUUAA
This is a messenger RNA of Drosophila grimshawi, 1671 nucleotides long. RefSeq names its product F-box/LRR-repeat protein 15 (gene jet). The coding region runs from base 104 to 1057 and encodes 317 amino acids. The transcript has 2 exons. The record is from RefSeq and is a predicted model, not a curated record. Gene Ontology annotation, biological process: SCF-dependent proteasomal ubiquitin-dependent protein catabolic process. NCBI's taxonomy places the organism in Eukaryota, Metazoa, Arthropoda, Insecta, Diptera, Drosophilidae. Gene Ontology annotation, cellular component: SCF ubiquitin ligase complex.